UUCCUGUAAAAUUAAAAAAAAAAAACAGAAAUACAAACGGGCGCUGAUUUGCGUCCAGGAUACUCUAAUGUAACAAAUCCUGCCCGGCAAAGUGCUCUUUCUCCCCUUUUGAGCCACUGGCCACCAAAAAGGUCUCUUGCACGUCUCUUCUCUGCGGCGCGUCCCCGCCCUCUCCGCGCCUGCCCUGGAGGCUGACGCGUGAGCGCGCGUUCGUGUUCCCCGAACCGGUCCUUGAAUUCAAACGGCGCUCGUUCCCCUCUGACUCGCGCGCGCACACGCUGGUUCUUCCUCUCCCAGGGAUAUCGUCUAACACGCAGACACCGGGCACAAUAAGAAACGCGCUGAGCGAACAGGGCGGCCUCUCCUCCCCGAUUUUGGCUUCUUCAGAGCUUAGUAACAGGGACUUAGAAACGCACCUGCGCGUAGAGGCGAUGGGGCAGGAAACACGGGACAACGGGAGACUUCCAGGUGUACAUGAAUCCUAAAAUAGACGUGUGGCGAGUGACAUACGCACAAAAACAUCUCAUUAGUAAUGAGAUGGCAAAUAAUAUGCAAAAAUAUGCCGCGAGGGACGUGCAGGGUGUUUUGAAUUUUGCACGAACAAUGUUGUGCCAUGAAGAGAUACUGUAGGUUGUGCACUGGAAGUUGGCUGUUGGGGGUUUCAUCUUCACGUUUCGUCUUCAAACGUUUUAUAGACACCUCAUGCAGUGCAGCGGAGCAGACCGGUGAGACUAAAAUCCGCAGAGCCCGCCGAUUUUCUUACACCUCGCUGUCACAUGAACUCUUUGGACGCAGAACCUGCAUCCUAAAGCCCUUUUCGUUCACAGCUUUCAACUGCACGGUACAGUAUGGAAGAUAUGCGUUGCAGGACUAGUCAGCGCCCGUCGAAGCGUUUUUCGUCGUUCCGUUCAAGUCUUGGUAUAAGAGUAAAUAAACUGAGUACUGUCUCUGGAGCACUUAACCCAAUGGGAACGCGCGCUGGAAAACUGCAUUACCCGGUGUCAGGAAGAGAGAACAAGUCAGUGUCGUCCCGAUGAGAUCUUGACUCCCACCAAGACUCCUGCUGAGAAUCAGGGAUUUUGACUGGAGAUCUGCCCCUAUGGAAAGGCUCGUCUUGCCUGUGGCCGUGUUGGUGAAGACCACUGAGAGGUACACUUUGUGUGUGUGUGUGCGAUGCGCGAAUGCCGGUGUCGUUUGCUUACGCCUACAAUCGCAGCAAACCUCGCUGCGCCUGCAGCCGCACGUGGUUUCCGGCGGGGGGGUGACGGGGGGCGGCGGCAGGUCUGAGGAUCACGGUCUCGGCGAGCGAGGAUGGCGCUCUUCGGGACACUCAGCUCAAAGCGCUUUACAGGUGAUGAGGACUCCCCUCCACCACCAUCACUGUGCAGCCCCUUUCUCCUUGAAAACAGAGAAAGAUGAAGUCGUUUUGCCAUAAACUUCAAAGAAGCUUUUUCUAAGAAUCACAGUUUGUACAGACACGUGUUAGAGCAGACUGUGAGGAGUAGAGGGAGAGGGUGGAAGAUCUGCUGGGCUGUAGCACCGUCCAGUUUCUACGUCACCAUCCACUUGGACGAGCCUUUCCCAAAGAUUCUCUUCCCUCUCAUCCCUUGGAGUUCGGUGUUUCUCUCUCUCUCUCGCUCGCUGAUCGUCUGCGGGCAGGAAGUCUGAAUGCGCUGCAGUGAGGUUUGAGAGAACCUCGUUUGCAAACUGCGUUCACGGGGGGGAGCUCUGGGGGCAGAAAGAGAGGCGGAUAAAGAGGACAAGAGCGGGAGAAGGAGACGGGCCAAAGACCCCCGGAGGUUUUCGGGAUAGGCGGGCGCAGCGGAGCACUUGAGUCAACAGAAAUGCUGAAAGCAAGUACCCAUAGGACAGAUUAGAAAAAAAAAGCUUUGCAACUCUUUGAAAAAAAAAAUGGGAAUUGUUUGUGGCAUAUACUGGACAUGGAAAGGUUUGUGAUCAAGAAAAGGAGCUAAAACUUAAUUCGGGAUGUCCCUGCUUCUUUAACGUACCAAUACGUCUGUGAAAUAUAUUAUAUCAUACUCGGUCUAAUCAUCUUUCUGACCUCGAAAUGGAUCUGGAGCACGAGUAUGUUUUGGACCUGUCCUCAGCCUGUAUGGACUGCGAGCAGCCAGAGGAUUCCUGCAGGAGCCUGUUCACUCCCUCCCUGGACCUUCUGGCCCUGGAUGGGGACCUGGAGUCCAAGCUGAGAGGAGGAGAGGGAGAGGAGGAGGGGGUGGACCUGCUGGACCUGGGAGUUGACGAGGUCGCCGGAGAAUCGGAUGUGGAGGACGUUCCGGCAGGGAGCCCGGAAUGUAGCAGGGGAAUACAGGGCCCUUGGGAGGAAGGGGAGGCUGCAGAACUGCAGGGACUCGGAGACGCUGAGACAGGGUUGGGUCAGUCUUCCUCCUCUUCCUCAUCUGAGCAGUUGGAAUCGCAAGCCCCGGACUCGUGCGCUGAGUGGGACGGUCCUGGGACAAAGGCCGGCUUGGAGGAGCCCAUCAUGGAGUACAGCUCCAACGAUGACUUGGACAGCUCGAGUGGGGCCGCCAGCCUCAUCCUGGGGAAUGACCCAGAGUUGGAAUGGACAGAUAGCCCCCUCUCCCAAGGUGGGUGUCCUUCGGGACAGGUGAAGGACCUCCAGAGCUCCGGGCAUGGAGGGGGGGAUACCUCGGGAAACUCCGGCUGUCUUGGGGAAGACAGGGAUUCCGAAUCCGUUCCGGAAGUGGCCUCUUGUGACGGGAACCUGGAGAUGAGCCAGGCUGGGGAUUCUCCAGAUGCAGAGCCUGAACAGCAUCUCCAGGGCCUCCUCGAUGGACAGAGAAGCCUGAACCAAGGAAACGAGCUUAACAAGGAAUGUCUUUCAGAGGAGGACGGAGAGGAACAUCACUGUCCUGAAGAAAUCCCAGGAGAGACCGAGCCUUUGUGCCCUCCCACUGAGCGGCCGCUUGGCGAAGCAGGCGAGACCAUCGAACCGGAGCCUCGCGAGGGGGCCACAGACACCGCAGAAGAUCCCGAGACUCAGAGGACCACAGGACCUGCAGAUGUCUUAGAGACCGCUAGCUCUGCGGGACCUGCCGGCACAGCUGAGACUGCAGAGCCCAUGGGUGCUGAAGGGUCUCUAGGAGUCCCGGAAGGCUCGGACACCAGGGGGGAAACGGAGCUCCCCGAGGGUCUGACUGUUGAGCAGACGCAGAGCAGUGUGGGGGAGCACAGAAACGGGAGCUCAUCCCCCGACAGUGAAGGAGAGGGCGGAGGUCCGGUUGCUCUCUUUGACCCGACGGGGUGUCCUGGGAGCACGGGUUCUGAGCCCCUGGAAGCAGAGGAGACACCUGGCAGCUUGAGCUGUGAGGAAGAGCAGCAGGACACACUGGGAAGUGAGACACAGGCGCCGAGCGCUGAGGGGGAGACCACUGACCUCGGCGCCCCCCAGGUCAACGGGAGCACCGUGAACAGAGAGGAGGCACGCAGACUGGCUGAGCAGCUCUACCGGCUGGAUGGCGUUCGGCGCACAGAUGUGGUCAAACAGCUGGACAAAGACAAUGCAUUCUGCAGUGCUGUAGGGGAGGAGUAUCUGAAGUUCUUCGAUUUCUCGGAGCAGACGCUUGAUGAGGCACUCAGGUCCUUCCUGAAGGUGGUGGUGCUGAUCGGCGAGACGCAGGAGAGAGAGCGAGUACUGGAGCACUUUGCACAACGCUACCACCACUGCAACCCCAGCACCUUCAGCUCCACAGGCGCGGUGCUCACUCUAACAUGCGCCAUCAUGCUGCUGAACACUGAUCUUCACGGACAGAACAUAGGUAAAGUCAUGUCGAUCAACAGUUUUGUGUCCAACCUGGAGAAGAUGAAUGAGGGGCAGAACUUCCCCAAGGAUCUACUGAAGGGUCUGUACAACUCCAUAAAGAAUGAGCCACUGGAGUGGGCAGUCGACGAGGAAGAGCUCAAGAGCUCGCUGUUGCUGCCCGCGGACAGUGGGGAGGACGCCCCGCUGCGCUCGAAGAGCAACCCCUUCCAGGACGUGCCGCACGACAAGAAGGCCACCGUGUUCAAGCAGGGGUUCCUGACGCGCAAGGCGCACGCGGACAUCGACGGGAAGAGGACUCCCUGGGGGAAGAGAAGCUGGAAGACAUUCUAUGCGGUGCUGAAGGGCAUGGUGCUCUACCUGCAGAAGAACGAGUACCACAUGGACUGGCAGAGCUCGGAGGAGGUGGUGAGCGUGCACCACGCGCUGGCGGAGAAGGCUUCAGAGUACACCAAGAGACCACACGUCUUCCGCCUGCAGACUGCGGACUGGAGAGUCUUCCUCUUUCAGGCCAGCACGGCAGAGCAGAUGAGCUCCUGGAUCUGUCGGAUAAAUCUGGUGUCUGCUCUGUACUCCUCGCCCCCUUUCCCUGCAGCCGUGGGCUCCCAGAAGAAGUUCAGCAGACCUAUCCUGCCCGCCACGAAGUCCCGGCACAGUCUGCUAAGCCAGCUGGAUUCUCACACUAAGAUGCUGGAGUCUUUCUCCCGGGAUCUUGCGGACCACCAGCAGAACGCCCCGGAGGGCCGCAAGAGUCGCACCAGAGACCUGGAGGAGCACCGACAGAGAGAGGAGUACCUGCAGCACGAGAAGAGCCGGUACGAGGUGUACCUCCAGCUGCUGCGGGCGUGGCAGGCGCAGGGGACGGACGACCUGGAGCGCUUCGACGGCGAGGUGUGCGAGGCCGUGGAGACGGACGGGGAGGAGCUGAAGAAGUCCCACUCGAGCCCCUCCCUCAACCUGGAGACCCCCGCCCCCGUCGUCAAGGUGAAGCGCAACAUCUCCGAGAGGCGCACCUACCGCAAGAUCAUCAUCCCGCGCCGGAACAAGGAGCUCUGAGGGGGGAGCUCUCCCGGACCCCCGCCGGCAGCUCGUUUUCAGACGGACCUCUCUGAUGGGCCCGUUUCUGUCUUAACGGGCUUCCUCGCCCUCUCCCGAGGCCGGGCCGCGCUUCAGAACCAUGUCUCGCCUUUCCCCGGAUGGCUGCCCCACCCCCACCCCAUCCGUGUGGGAAACCUCUCCCACACUCACCCUCCUGCAUCUUAACGCUGGUUUUGACCCGUGAGAGCCCGCUGUGUUGUUCCGUAAAGACCAGAACGGCCCGGAAACCCGGGGGGCACACUGCCUGCAGGCAGAGCCUGUGGAGAUCGGCCGUGAUCCGCAGUGGGGCGGGCGAAUGAACGUGAAGUACCUGCGAGGAGCGUGUCUCGGGCUGGCCAGGAAACCAAGGUGCAGGCCCAGACGAAGAGUGCCUCACCCUCGAGACUGCCUCCUGCUGCUUUUCAUGAUCUGCAACGGACGCGUCUGGAACGUGGCGAAAGCCGGUGAGCUGGAGGGACGUGCAAGCUCAGCAUGAGGGCCACCAGUGAGCUGUCAGGGCUUUUUCACUCAGGGAGAGGAAGUCGCCUCUUUUGUUUCGAACUCUUGCUCCGUUUGCUUAUUUUGUUUUUAUUUUGGUAAAACUCGUUUCCCGGUUUAAAUUUCCGAGCUCCCCGGUUGCCGGACUGGCAGUGUCCGUUCGCGUCUAGGACGCCGGCGUGCCAGGCAGAAGAAACCAGAUCCGGGUGGUCCUGCGCUGGUGGGGGCAGAGAGGUGGGCCGACCUCGGUGAAGCCCCAGACGCACGGGACACUGACCACAACAUGAGGAGAGCCUCAUCCAUUUCAGUGCAAAGUGCUCUCAAUCUCGGAACCGACACCCAGCACAGCUUCCACAGUCUCAUGAACCCUAGAAAAGAGGGAGCAGAGGGGUGCACCCUCCCCCAGAUAGAGGGCUGAAGCUGUUUAACCAGACUGAUGGGAAUGCAGCCCUAGGCAUCAGGUCCAGCAUCACUGCAAUACCCCUGGUGUCAGAUCUUGACCGGUAUUCUAUCCUACAGAAGUGAGAGUAUUUUCCUCCUGUAGCUGUGAAUCAGCACUGCACCACCCACUGUGGUUCUGCCAUUCAUCUCUCCAGCAGCCAUAUCACCCUGCAGCUCACAGCUCACAGCUGGCAGCCCACUGGAGCUCAGCAGGGUUGAGCCUGGC
Messenger RNA from Lepisosteus oculatus (spotted gar), 6041 nucleotides. Lineage: Eukaryota; Metazoa; Chordata; Actinopteri; Semionotiformes; Lepisosteidae. The record is from RefSeq and is a predicted model, not a curated record.